Bombyx mori (domestic silkworm) is the source of this 6229-nucleotide messenger RNA. Its product is annotated as myb-like protein I. The record is from RefSeq and is a predicted model, not a curated record. Lineage: Eukaryota; Metazoa; Arthropoda; Insecta; Lepidoptera; Bombycidae. Gene Ontology annotation, cellular component: centriole; centriolar satellite; centrosome. Gene Ontology annotation, biological process: intraciliary transport involved in cilium assembly; microtubule anchoring at centrosome; protein localization to centrosome. The transcript has 28 exons. The coding region runs from base 558 to 5930 and encodes 1790 amino acids.
AUAAAAUGUAAAAACCUCUCAAUAAAAUUGUGAGAAUUAAUUGUGAGCUCAAUGGACUUUUUAGAAAAACUUGAAAAGCUAGCUUCCGAUAUUUUGCUUCAGUUACCUACAUGUUACCUACACUUCCGCACUUUCACACAUUUAUAUAAUAAAAGAACACCAAGUUGACAAAAUAAUUUUUAUUUACGUAGCAUCACACCUCUUGUUUCCCCAAAACGUCGGCACCAUAAAUUCUUUUGAAGUUGCGUGCUGUCACUAGUACAACUAAUGUCAAAAGCAAGAUACCAAAUCUGCUUACAUAUUUUCACAUUGAAUACAAGAGAAUACAAACUGGUUAAAUAUUGAAAAUAAUAAAGUUAGCAAACAUCUCUUUAUUGAAAAUAGUUAUGUUGGGUAACAAACGACGAUAGAAAAGAUUAAAGAAGUGUCAUUGAACGAACGUACCAAAAAAAUACUUUUGUAAGAAAAAUUAAAAAAGGGGAAAGCCAAGAAUUUUUUUACAUUUUAUGUUUUACAAUGUAAAAUUAUAUGUAUCGUACGAUUAAUAAGUGAGUGUUAUGGCUCCUGGUAACAACGACCGACAUCCAGGUCACACGGGAACUAUACCCAAGACGAAAGCGAGGAACAACUGUAAUGUGCCACAAGAAGCCGUCACUCCAACUAGAAGAGAUAUGACAACCAAUCUAGUUACGACUUCUCUAGAUUGGGUGCCAGUUUCUGAAUACAACACUAGGUCUAACUAUAAUCAAUCAAGAAAAUCAACAAAUAAUUCGGAUCAAGAAUUAACUGAAUUAGAUCACUCAGUAUCUUUUGAAAGUGGAUUCGGACGUUUUGUUCCUGUAAGACCUCAACCCCGUGCUCUACCAUUAAAUGUGCAUAGUCGUGAAAACAUAACUAACGAUCAAAAUGAUGAGGCAUCUGCAAAUUCUAUCUCUGGACAUUCUUUACACCCCUAUGGACAUCAGAUGCAAAAUGGCAUAAUUCCACACUCCAAUCACCCAGCUGCUGCGGUAAUGAUAGUAAACCCUACAACUCCGAUUACUACUGGAACAAUUUCGCAGCCAUUCAAUGCACCAAAUCAGAACAGGAACAAUUUAACAAGAAAUUUAAAUUCAUCACGUAAUAACUUCGAGGCAAACCACCCGGGUAACGUCAACAACACAGGAGUUGCCACUUCAACUUCUAGGACAGGAGCGAAAACGGUUAAUUUAAUAAACAACAUGUAUGAACAAGGGCAAAGCAAUUUCAAUAACCUCAAUGAAAAUAAUCAGGUACACAGGGAAUCAGCACGUGCUCUGGGCGAGGCUAUAGUGGCCGCGUGUCCUGAUGCGGCUGCUGUUGAACGUCGCUUGGGUCAGAUACGAGAAUACAUCAGAGUGACGUCGUCGCUUGUCGACACAAUGCGCACUUCUGAAGACGAGGCCUUUAUUGAACACACUAAAGAAGAAUAUGAUGAGUUAGUAGAAAUGGUAAUGAAAUUGAAGGAAAGCGAAGAAAAGUUAGAAACGAUUUUAAUUGAAAAGAGACCUGAUAAUGUUGAAGUUCCUAGUGAAGAAUUAGUGGAACCAGUUUCAGUCAUUCAGGCAAGUAAUACAGCUCUCGAAGCUGUCAGUGAGCCAGCUAUGGGUAAUCUGAGCACUGAAAAAAAUAGCAACGUUAAACUUAGCACAGACAAUGGUGCUAUGAACUUGAAGAAAGUCACUAAUAUUGAGAAUGAACAACUCAAUAAGUCAAUGCAAAGUGUUAAAAACGGCGACGACGCUGUUUCUCAGGAGAUCAAGAUGACCGAUUCAAUAACCAUGGAUAAAGUACAAGACUCUUCUCCGAACAUAGUUGAAAUCGUAGAUGUGUCAGAAGAUAAUACAAAUUUAGAAGACCCCAAUACUAAAACAUCUGAAAUUAAAGAAGACGAUGUACAGUUGAAUGAUGUAUUGCGCAAGAAUAUUCUGUCGUGUGUUCAAAAAGUGGCCCUUAUUGAAGAAAUGAAAAUUAAAAAAGAAAGUUGCAAACACGAUGAUCAGCAGGAUGCUAUGACUCGCCCAGUAUCCGCACAAAGCAAUGGCUCAACAUACAGUGACAACGAAUUAUGGCAAAACGAGAUUAAAAAUAAAAUGGAAAUGUCGCAAAUGCGUUUAACGGCAUUGAAACAACAACAAAAGAGACUUAUGAAGUAUCAGGAAGAAGCAAAACAACAAAUGGAUGAAAUUAACAGAGAAAGACAAUCACAGGAAAUACAACCUUCAACAUCACAUGAUAAUUUCGUGGCCCAGAAUCAACCGUUCAGCGGAAAUUACCAUCACUCCAAUCGCAUGUACGCCGCUAAUCAAAUCGGUGUCGCGACCACUUUGCCCCACUCCACGGAGGCUUUGCACGGACAACAGAACAUGGUGAACGGGGACAAUGAACUCGGUCAUUCUGCACACUCUACUCACAGUCAAGACGAAAGAUUUUCCCAUCGAGGAACUAAUGUGGCUAGUUCUGAGGAAGCUGCGGGUGGAAUACAAAGCGAAGGCGAUGACGACGAAAUUGUAUUGAGCGAACGAGGUCGCAUGUUGCAGAUGAAAUUAAGAGAGUUACAGUUGAAGAAACAGCACAUGGAAAGCUUGGUAACAGAGUUUCAAAAGUUACAAAUGUCUGCUCAUUUGCCUCCUACUCACAAUACGUACUCUAGCUCUGGGGAAGACAGCGGCGAAGACGAACCAGUACACAAAUGUGUCAAAUCUGGUAAUAACAUUAAAAACGAAGAUCCUUUCAAACUCAUGGAAAUUAAAGCCAUCAAAACCGCGCUUCAGAAAACUAAAGAUCUGAUGAGAUCGGUCGAGAACUACGAAACGGAUCACGUUUCCGGCUCCCAGGAGACUAACUAUAGGGAAGUGGGAAGCCAUUCAAAUGUAAAUGACAACAAAUCUGAGGGUAGCAUAGGAGGUUGGUCUAACGAGGGCAGCAUGUGUCGGCUGCGGAACACGUUACCGCAACGACACAAGUUCACCAACGAGCAACAACAUCACGGGCCACAACAACAACAUCAUGUGGCGCAGCAACAACACCAUGCGCCACAACAACAACAUCAUGCGCCACAACAACAUCAUGCGCCACAACAACAACAUCAUGCGCCACAACAACAUCAUGCGCCACAACAACAACAUCAUGCGCCACAACAACAACAUCACGCGCCACAACAACACUUGCUUCAACAACAAAGUCACGAAGCGAAUUUGGCUUCAUUACAAGAGUUGGCUCAAGAAUUGCGGAUGGAAACAGAAAAAAUCAUGGGGGAACGAGCACGGAUAAAGGACAUGAUCUCAAAUAAAACUGAAGUGCGUAAACAGAAGAAAGUGAACGAGGAAGUGCGAGCCGGUCCGAGCGGCACGCCCGGACCUGUCGAACGUCGCCAGAUGCAACUCCGCGCCUUGCUGGCCGAGAAGCAAAGGGAACUAGAAGCUCUUCUCAACAAGGAGAAAGUUUUGUGCACCGGGGCUGAAACCGAACAAACAAAACAAGAAUCGCGCACCGCAUCCGUUGUCAAUCAAUCUUACAACAGUGAGCAAGACGAGCCUGAUUCUCGCUCAGAACAAAUAAUGGAUCUGCAGAAUUCACGCGAAACAGAAAACUUUAGAGGAGGCGGUGACAGCGUCUUGGAUGGGAGAUCACUUCCCACGCUGCCCUCGCAUCUCGGUAGCACCUAUGGCAGUGACAGUGACAGCGCAUCAAGGAAUAAAUCCAACCAAAGGAAUCGCUCGCGACGGAGAGCAACACAGGAGAGACAAACAGACGAGAGUGUGUCCCAGUCAAAUAAUACAAGCCAAAGUAUUAGACAUGAACCGAGGCCAGAAACAUCUAACGUCAAUUCGGUUCCACCUGUCAGCCAGAACACCGAGCAUACGGGUAUGCCUUAUCCACAUCUACCGCCGCCCUGUUGGAACACAAAAUCCAAUCAAGAUGUUAGAUCGAAUCAGUUCACUCAGAAUAGUCACUCGCAGACGAUGGACCGGCUCCUGGGGACGCCGCAAAUGACUUUCCCUCCCACAAUGCCCUUCAACAUGAUGAUGCCUUACGGCAUGGUGGGAGGUUGCGGCUGCGGCUGCGGGUUGUGGGGAGCGUGGUGCUGGCAGCAACUGGUGAUGCAACAACGCGAUAUACAUCAACUACGCGAACAACUCAACCAUCUGGAAGAGCGAUGGCGGGCCGAAACCGCCUCGCACACGCUCAACAAUCAAGUACCUCCCGGUAACAGAGCCAACAACUACUGGGAUAACUUUAGAAGCUAUUCCCGUCAAAACCUUCUGUCGGCAAAUAAUAAAGUUAAUGCAGAUGGCCACUUGGGUUCUGGUCCCCCCCACAACCCUCACCCACUGGUUGAGAGAUCCCAUAAUACGUUACGUCGCACGCCGUCUGCCAGUUCUCCAUGCGUGACCCCCAAGAGAAACACCAACGCGGCCAGUUCCUCUCAAAACGUUCCUCAAUUGCCACAAACUAAUAACGAAGACUUGCCGAAUCGUCACGCGCGCAUGAAUGUCUCCUACGAACGAUCUCUAUCGUUUUCAUCCGCGCCCGAUGUUCUGAACGUCAAUCAGAACGCAGAUUCUGAAAUGGCGGUCGCAUCUCAUUCCAGAAACGUCGAUGACAGUAACACCACAAACAUACCUAACGUGAACAUAAACAGGCAAGAAAGCGCACCGCCUCCGUUUAGGAAUUUGAAUAUAACAAAUCCGAUACCGGAAAUUAUUCAAUCCCAUUCCAAUAAUUUGAACAGCUCGACGAAUGGCAAGAGGAAAUCUUCGUCGAAAUUGCCCGCGAAAAAUUCAUCAAACCGUAGGAAUUGCGCUUUAGAUUAUUCUCAAACGAGCAAUAUAAAUAUUGCCAGUCUGUCGGAGGUACCGAACCCUAAUUUGGCUUCGACAAGUCGCGAAAACGAAGACAAGGCCACAUCUAAACUGUUUGAUCUUUUGAGGGAAAAUAUAUAUUCGGAAGUGACGACUCUGAUCGGGGUCAAUGAAUCUCAUCCAGACUUUCUGAUACAACUGUUUAGGGAGUUGCAAUUGAUCAGUUCUGAAAAUUUGCGACAGAAAGUACUGCAAUCGAUUCGGAACGUUCUGUCUCAAUACAACACGAUGCUCGAGAAUCAUGAUAACGAUGAAACAGAAGAGCUAACCAGACCCGAUACCGUGUCCACCACUGCUCCAACUGAACACACAAACUAUAACGACUGCAGCUCGGCUUCUAUGCAAAAUGUCUGUGCAAAUACAAUGCAGAUUGAUAGCAAAAUUGUCCGAUUUUUGAUUAUGAAAAGCGAAGAAAUAUGCACAACAGAAUUUCUUGAUACUUUAGCUUCACAUAUUUUGAGCAACUACCCAGACAGAAGAUAUUCGCAACAGACCAAAAGAAGACUUCAGGAGUUCCUAUCUAAGUACGAGAGAAUGCGCGUUUCUGACGUGUCAAACGACAUAUUUGAAAACUUACCUUUGUAUAUAGCAGCGAGUACGGAAGGUGAAUCGAUUCCGAUGAGCAACGAUUUAGACUCAUCAAGGUUACAAGAUGUCGCAGGAUCUUUGAAUCUAUUUAGUUCGAGCGACAGUCAGCUACAUCAAGUGAAUGCGUGCCCUUAUGAUAUGUGGCCCGGCCAUCUCCACAUAGACAUCGAACCUACAGACGUGAAUGAUGGUGCUCAUCACUCUAACCAGGAUAGCAAAGUUGAUCUUAUAAAUUGUUCGGAAAUGCAUAAUGGCGAUUUGGCAGAGGCAGACCAAACUUGCCAUGUCGAUAUGGACGAGAGUGGCACUGUCGAUGGUGAUGAAGCUGGAGUCAAUGCGGAAGCUCUGCCCGACGUCGUGGAUACCGACGAAGUCACGCCUACAGAGGCAGAAGCAGAGUGGCUUGGACUUGACUGUGUACCAACAAGACUCCACAUGGAACAAGCACCUGAAAAAUAGAAGAGGAAUUUAUAUUAUUGUGUAACAAUGAAACAAACACUCAACACUACAUCAUUUUUAAUGAUGUUAUCGGUGUUUGAGUGGGCCUGUAAAAAAAACGUUUCAUUAGAUCUUCUAUCUGCAUCUGAAACAAAAAGCAAUACACAAAAGUAAUUAGAUUUUUUCCAUUUAAUGUGUUUUUUGUGUUCUGCUGCUAGGUCACCUAAAAGUUAACUAAUAUCCUGUGAGGUGUUGUUUGUUUGCGUGGUAUUCUUUGUGUAUUCUAUAUUUUAUUUUACUAAUAAACAAAUGGAUGUUAA